This is a messenger RNA of Columba livia (rock pigeon), 360 nucleotides long. Its product is annotated as feather keratin 1-like. The record is from RefSeq and is a predicted model, not a curated record. NCBI's taxonomy places the organism in Eukaryota, Metazoa, Chordata, Aves, Columbiformes, Columbidae. The transcript has 2 exons. Gene Ontology annotation, cellular component: intermediate filament. The coding region runs from base 1 to 360 and encodes 119 amino acids. Gene Ontology annotation, molecular function: structural constituent of cytoskeleton.
AUGACCUUAACCCUUGAGGUUAUCAGGAAGGUGCAGCUCCAGCCACAAGACAUGUCCUGCUACAACCCGUGCCUGCCCUGCCAGCCCUGCGGCCCAACCCCGCUGGCCAACAGCUGCAAUGAGCCCUGUGUCCAGCAGUGCCAGGACUCCAGAGUUGUCAUUGAGCCCCCAGCUGUGGUGGUGACCCUGCCCGGCCCCAUCCUCACUUCCUUCCCGCAGAACACCGCUGUGGGCUCCUCCACCUCCGCUGCUGUUGGCAGCAUCCUCAGCUCUCAGGGAGUGCCCAUCAACUCCGGGGGCUUUGGUCUCUCUGGCUUGGGCAGCGGCAUCUGCGGCACGAGGAGGUGUUUCCCCUGCUAA